Thamnophis elegans (Western terrestrial garter snake) is the source of this 1458-nucleotide messenger RNA. RefSeq names its product creatine kinase B (gene CKB). Gene Ontology annotation, molecular function: creatine kinase activity. The coding region runs from base 99 to 1244 and encodes 381 amino acids. The record is from RefSeq and is a predicted model, not a curated record. Gene Ontology annotation, biological process: phosphocreatine biosynthetic process. The transcript has 8 exons. NCBI's taxonomy places the organism in Eukaryota, Metazoa, Chordata, Lepidosauria, Squamata, Natricidae.
GUUUCAGGCAGGUCUUUCGGGCGGAACUUGCAAGAGGCGAAGAGCGCUUUCCUUUCGCGGUUCCUCUGAAAGUCUCGCUCCUUUCGGACAGGCCAGUUAUGCCCUUCUCAAACAGCCACAAUCUUUCCAAGAUGAAUUACUCUGCAGAAGAUGAAUAUCCAGACCUGAGUCUCCAUAACAAUCACAUGGCUUCCAUUCUGACCUUGGAGUUAUAUACAAAGCUGAGGGGUAAACAGACUUCUAGUGGAUUUACCGUGGAUGAUUGUAUUCAGACCGGAGUGGACAACCCAGGCCAUCCCUUCAUUAAGACAGUAGGAUGCGUAGCUGGUGAUGAGGAAUCGUAUGACACAUUCUGUGACCUCUUUGACCCAGUUAUUGAAGAUCGACAUGGAGGCUACAAACCUACGGAUCAACAUAAGACUGACUUGAAUGCUGAUAACCUGGAGGGUGGUGAUGAUUUGGACCCCAACUAUGUUCUGAGUUCACGUGUCCGAACUGGUAGGAGCAUUCGUGGCUUCUGUCUGCCUCCCCACUGUAGCAGAGGAGAGAGACGUGCAAUUGAAAAACUUUCUGUGGAAGCUUUGGCCAGCCUGGAAGGGGACUUCAGUGGGAAGUACUAUGCUUUGAAGAAUAUGACAGACGCCGAACAGCAGCAGCUCAUUGAUGAUCACUUCCUUUUUGAUAAACCUGUUUCCCCUUUGCUCUUGGCUUCUGGAAUGGCCCGUGACUGGCCUGAUGGAAGGGGCAUCUGGCAUAAUGACAAUAAGACUUUCCUUGUGUGGAUCAAUGAGGAAGAUCACCUUAGAAUUAUUUCCAUGCAAAAAGGUGGAAAUAUGAAAGAGGUUUUUGCUCGUUUCUGUUCUGGGCUAACCCAGCUUGAAUCACUCUUCAAAUCCCAAAACUAUGAAUAUAUGUGGAAUUCCCAUCUGGGAUAUAUCUUGACUUGCCCAUCCAACCUUGGCACAGGUCUCCGAGCGGGAGUUCAUGUUAAAUUGCCGAAUCUUAGCAAACAUGAGAAAUUUGGAGAUGUCCUCAAGAGGCUUAGGCUGCAGAAACGUGGUACAGGUGGUGUGGACACAGCAGCUGUGGGAGGAGUCUUUGAUAUCUCCAACGCUGACCGUCUGGGCUUCUCUGAAGUAGAGCUGGUGCAGAUGGUAGUGGAUGGAGUAAAGCUGUUGAUUGAAAUGGAGAAACGCCUUGAAAAGGGCCAGUGCAUUAAUGAUUUGAUUCCAGCUCAGAAAUGAAAAGCACUUUAAUGUUCUAGCUCCUCAUGCUUCUUCCUAACUUAUUGGAUGAAUUAUAUAUACACACAAAAUAAGAUGACGCUCCGAUCAAAAUCAUGGAGUCAAAAGAGAUUUUCCCACUUAGUAACAUUGUAGAAAGUCUUCCAUCCACAUGUGUUAGAGUUUAUUUUUUUGAUGGCUGAAAUAUCACUGAGAAACUGAAAUAAAACUUCAU